CAACCUUAAUAACUUUUUAAUUAAUAAUUUUUAAUUAUAGAACAUUUUUUAUUUUUUUUGAGUACAUAAAUAAUUAAAUAAAAAUGUCUGAUGAAGAAUUUUAUCUAUGUGCGACGGGAUCGAUUGAAUAUGGAGAGUUUUACGAGAUUGAUAAUGCAUAUUGUAAAUACGGUUAUCACUUUGGACCGGAAUGGAAUAUUGUUGGGGGUAUUGAAGAAGGUUUGACACAAAUGAGCAAGUGCAGUAAUGAUGCCAGGCGUCUAACAUCCUGGAAUUUUCCUUUAGACGCAACUUUUAAAUCUACAACACCUCAUGGAUGGCCGCAAUUAGUACUGUCGGUUUACGGCUUAGAUUUUUUUGGCCAUGAUGUAGUGAGAGGAUACGGAGUUUGUCAUAUACCUUUCUCAUCAGGUCGCCAAGAAUCAAAGAUUCCAAUAUACGUACCUGAAUCUUCCUCAACGUUGCAUCAUUUCGCUGCAUGGAUAACUGGUAAACGUCCCGAAUUAAUUGAACCAUCAAUCUUAGCAUCCGGUUCUGGCCGAGAACGUAAUAUUGAAUUAUUAAUUAUUGGAUAUUGGAUAUUAGAACUGCAAAGAAACGGACAUAAUUUUAAAAUUAUCAGAUAUGCUAUCCAUUCAUUUAGUUCUGAUAGCUUUUUUCCUCGGAACUAACAAUUGGAGUUAAAUAUUAUUUCAU
Molecule: messenger RNA, 696 nt
Organism: Cotesia glomerata
Lineage: Eukaryota; Metazoa; Arthropoda; Insecta; Hymenoptera; Braconidae
Gene: B9d1
Product: B9 domain-containing protein 1
Exons: 4
Coding region: 84-671 (195 amino acids)
Biological process (GO): cilium assembly
Cellular component (GO): MKS complex
Source: RefSeq, a predicted model, not a curated record